Gigantopelta aegis is the source of this 1481-nucleotide messenger RNA. Its product is annotated as glycoprotein-N-acetylgalactosamine 3-beta-galactosyltransferase 1-B-like. Gene Ontology annotation, cellular component: membrane. Gene Ontology annotation, biological process: DNA integration. The record is from RefSeq and is a predicted model, not a curated record. NCBI's taxonomy places the organism in Eukaryota, Metazoa, Mollusca, Gastropoda, Neomphalida, Peltospiridae. Gene Ontology annotation, molecular function: nucleic acid binding; N-acetylgalactosaminide beta-1,3-galactosyltransferase activity. The transcript is spliced from 8 exons.
AUGAUUCCUCAGCAGUUUUGGAUGGGCUUCACGGCUGGCCUCGUGGCCGCGUAUUUCUUCACCUAUACUUUGUUGACAGAUCGUGGAAAGAUCGGACAUUUCUCCCUGAAUCGUCGUUACUACGAAGACACGAUAAAUGUUCGGAACGUUCCGGAUAUACACGAACUGCUACCGAAACAUGCCGAACACGAUGACAGGGUUGCAAAGGACCUCUUCAAAAAGGUUCGUGUUCUCUGCUGGGUUAUGACGUCACCACAUAACCUAGCAACGAAGGGCAAGGCCGUGAAGGAGACGUGGGGAAAGCGAUGCAACGUCCUGCUCUUCGUGAGCUCCGUGUCCGACCCUACCUUCCCGGCGAUUGGGCUCAACGUCGCCGAGGGCAGAAACCACCUCACGGCAAAGACAAUGAAAGCGUUUCGCUACAUCUACGAACACCACGCCAACGACGCCGAUUGGUUCAUCAAGGCCGACGAUGACACCUACGUCAUCGUGGAGAAUCUGCGUUACUUCCUGUCGACGCAGAACUCCUCGCAGCCAGUCUAUUUCGGUCAGCAUUUUCAUUUCCAUACUCAGUACAACAGCGGCGGAGCAGGCUACGUGGUCAGUAAAGAGGCCCUGUUGAGGUUCGGGGCUAAAGGAAAUGAUUCUGGACUCUGUAAGCAGGACGGAGGGGCAGAGGAUCUAGAUUUCGGCUAUUGUAUGCUAAACAUUGGGGUCAAAGUAGGAAAUUCUACCGACUCUUUGGGUCGCAGUCGCUUCCACUGUUUUGUACCAGAAAUGCACAUGGAAGGAAACUACCCCGAUUGGUACUACACCUAUUACGUCAACAGUGCCAAAAAGGGAAUUGACGGCAUAAGCGACUACGCUAUUACCUUUCACUAUAUUACGUCUUCGAACAUGUACGUCUUGGAGUUCUUCAUCUACCACUUGAGACCAUACGGUAUUAUAUCGGGAAACCAGGACCUAAACUGAAGGAUCACCCGUUUUCGCCAAAGUGCUACUCAGUCCUCAUACAGUAUGAUUCGCGCACAGUUCUGGAUUGGACUUAUCGGAGGGAUUGUCAUCAUGUUUACAUUCACCAGUUACACCAUCGUCACAUACCGUGACACAAUUCGACGUCAUUACUAUGACGUCAGUCAGGCCAAGAUGAAGGAUCAAGAUAAACGAUUCGAACUCCCGAACUUUAGUUUUCCAAAAAAACUUAUCAGCGAUCAGGGUCGUGAGUUCAACAAUGACGUCGUCGAUGCUAUUACAGAUGCUCUAAAAGUUGUACACCGCCGCACCACCGCCUACCACCCGCAGUGUAAUGGACUGACAGAGAGAUUUAACCAAACACUGGAGAACAUGCUUUUGAAGCUCGACGGUGAUGCAGAAUGGGACACAUUAUUGCAUCAAGUUGCAUUUGCCUACAACACAUCCAAACAUGCAAGCACAAAGUGUUCUCCCUUUUACCUUAUGUACGGGAGGUGAGUGCUUUGAAA